Molecule: messenger RNA, 3618 nt
Organism: Symbiodinium pilosum
Lineage: Eukaryota; Dinophyceae; Suessiales; Symbiodiniaceae
Source: the annotation of a GenBank genome assembly
AUGGAAGAGGUUGUUGUCACAGCCCAGAAACGCGAAGAGAACAUGCAGGAUGUGGGUAUCGCGGUGUCAGCUUUUUCUGGUGACCAGAUCCGCGAACUGGGCAUGAACCAGGGCUAUCAGGUUGCUGACCAGGUGCCGAACUUCAACUUCAACGCUACUGGGGGCGCCACAUCUCCUGUUGCUUAUUUCAACAUUCGGGGCGUACAGAUUGUUGAUUUUUCGCUGGCCAAUGACCCUUCGGUUGGCGUCUAUCGAGAUGAAGUGUAUCAACCCGCCCAGGGCGCAUCGCUUGCGCAGUUGUUCGACGUCGAACGGGUUGAAGUUUUAAGAGGACCUCAGGGCACACUGUUCGGUCGAAAUAUCACGGGGGGACUGCUGCAUACCAUUUCCAGGAGCCCCACUGAGGAAACUACUGGCUACGUUUCCGCAUCCUACGGGGAGUUCGACAAGUCGAUUGUCGAAGGCGCUAUUGGCGGCAGUCUAACCGAUACGGUUAGAGCCCGAGUUGCUGUUCAAACUCUGAACCAGGAUGGUUGGCAGACCGAUCAGAUAACCGGGCAGGACGACUUUGGUGAAGCGGAAAGCUGGGCAGCCAGGGCCAUUGUUGAAGUUGAUUUGAGCGAUCAGUUGCUGGGAACUUUCGCCAUCCAUGGCUCGGAUGCAGAUUCAACCACGCCCCAACGGGGCUUUUUCGGCAACCUUGAUCCCCUUACCGGCGAUCGUUGCAUACCCCAACGUAUCUAUAAUUCCGAGUGUGUUAAUGCAGCCGGAUUCCGCGAUCCCAGCCCUUCUCCUGAAGAGGUCUACACAGAUGUUACGCGGGAGUCAUUCAGCAAGGCGUCCGGUGCCAGCGCAAAAUUUGAGUACUCAACGGAUUGGGCAGACUUUGUCUCAGUGACCGGCUAUGAAAAAUAUGAAGGUCAGCAUGGUGGUCAGGUUUCCCCGCCGGGCAAUCUGGCCCUUGGAUUCAUUUUCCACACUGAGGUAGAUAGCUUGAGCCAGGAAUUUCGCGCCACUGGGGAUACCAUGGGUGGAGGUACCUGGGUUGCAGGUGUUUACUAUUACGAGGAUGAAAAAGACAGCGACAGCGCCACGAUGGUGAACGCCAAUCCAUAUUACCCAUUAGUGCGCAGGACAAGCACCGAAACCUGGGCAACUUUCAUGCAGCUGGAGCAACCAUUGAGCGAAACAGUGAGUAUAGUUGUAGGCGGAAGGUACACGGAUGAAACGCGCUCACUGGAUUUUAUUACUGAGACAAAUCCAUCAAACCCCGCUUUCGGGCCAAUUGAUCUCACUCCGCUUGGCGAUGAUGAUGAGAUCGAAUCUGGAGAAUUUACCGGCAAGUUCGGCCUUGAGUGGCGACCUAACGAUGCGCUCAUGCUGUACGGAAACUUCUCGCGAGGCUACAAGAGCGGUGGCUUCAACCCUGAAAGAGAUCUGAGCCGUGUUGGUCCAGUAGAUCCGGAAACGCUCAAUGCGUGGGAAAUGGGCUGGAAAUCGGAAAUGGCUGGCGGGCGUGUUCGCUUCAAUGGCGCGGUAUUUUUGUAUGACUUCAUGGGUUAUCAGUCUCUUGUAACCAGAACGAGCGAGGAAAAUGAUGUUGUUGUUGUGGAAACGCGCUUCAUCAAUUCAGGUAAUGCUGAUAUCUACGGAGCUGAGCUCGAGCUAACCGCUCUUCUGAGCGACAAUCUUUACGCGUCUCUUGGCGUUGGUUUGCUCGACACGCAACUGAAUUCUGAUGAUUCGGUGACUGUUGAUGGCACGCCAAUCGACGGCAAUGAACUGCCAAAUUCUCCGAAAAUGAGCCUUAACGGUGUACUUCGUUAUUCCAUUCCUACUGACGCAGGAGAAUUCGCCGUUCAGGGAGACUUCCGCUGGCAGGAUGAUAUUUACCACAAUGUAGACAAUCACCCCUUUGAGAUACAGGAGUCUUACGCAAUUUUCAAUGUACGGGCAUUCUGGCGAUCGCCCGAUCAGAAGUGGAAUGCGGAAGCAUUCAUUGAGAACGUUGGAGAUGAAGAGUAUGCGCUGCAGUCUCUCUACAGCACUGCGCUGGCUUCAUCCAACCGAUCGCAUCGUCACCAUAUGCAAUCCGCCACAAGUGAAGCUACCGAAAAACUUUCCACACCCUGGUACCGAAACUAUGUUCUGGGCGUUCUCUUUCUCGGUUCUAUAGUUAACUUUGUCGAUCGGACUAUUCUGUCCAUACUUCUAGAACCGAUAAAGCUUGAGUUGCAGUUAACAGACACGCAACUAGGUUUGCUGGGCGGCUUGGCCUUCGCUAUUUUCUAUGCAACGCUGGGAAUUCCGGUAGCAAGCCUGGCUGAUCGAUGGAGCAGGGUCAAAGUCCUGUCGAUCUCGAUGAUCAUCUGGAGUGCGAUGACUGUGCUCUGCGGAAUGGCAAACAGUUUUGCCUCUCUGCUGCUUGCACGCAUUGGUGUAGGUGUAGGAGAAGCCGGAGCCAGUCCUCCGUCUCAUUCACUGAUAUCUGACUACUUCCCGCUUGAGAAACGAGCUACAGCGCUUGCGAUUUUCUCGCUUGGUAUUCCAGUUGGUUCGAUGAUUGGCAACUUUGUCGGAGGAUGGGGAGCAGAAGCAUUCGGCUGGCGCACAACUUUCAUGAUGGUGGGUCUACCUGGUGUUGUCAUCGCGCUCCUGAUUCUAGCUACCCUGCGCGAACCGCCAAGGGGCAUGACUGACAAAGUCGCCACGAACCAGGAUAUGCCUCCACCGCCGAUGCUCGAGACACUUCAGUUCCUGUGGUCGAAACCUUCAUUUCGGCACCUGGCCCUCGCCGCCGGUCUACAUGCCUUCGUCAGUUACGGAUACGGUGUGUGGAAUGCUCCAUUUCUGAUCCGAAGUCACGAACUGACUCUACCAGAAGUUGGUGGAUGGCUGGGAAUCAUCGCCGGAGUUGGAGUGAUCGGAACCUUUUCCGGCGGGUUUCUUGGCGACAAGCUGUCCAAGUGGCGGGAUGACUCGCGUUGGUACCUUUUUGUAUCUGGGAUCUCAACUCUGGUGAUGGUGCCAUUCCAAUUUGUUGUAUUCCUGCAUAGUGAACUGUGGGCUGUGAUUAGUUCGAUGUUUAUUGCUUCGAUCAUGGGUGGCAUGUUUCUCGGACCAUCUUUUGCGAUUUCUCAUGCAUUGGUUGCGCCCCGGAUGAGAGCUGUUGCUUCAGCAACUCUAUUGUUCGUAAUCAACAUUAUUGGUAUGGGAUUAGGUCCUUACUUCGUCGGGUUUCUGAGUGACCUGCUCACUCCUGCUUUCGGUAUUGAUUCUUUGCGCUACGCGCUUUGUAUUGCGCUGACGGCAAACAUCUGGUCAUCGGCACACUAUUUCAUGGGUGCUCGCACGCUGCGAAAAGACCUCGAAGUAGCACAUACAAGUAGCCCAGAUGCCCCUUUGUCCACAGCACCAGGGUUCUUCGGAAGCGAAUCAGACUCGUUUGAGCUUGAAAGCACUGGCAUCUUCGGUGAGAUUUACUGGGACAUUAACGACCCUUUAAAGCUGACCUUUGGGUUGCGAUAUGCCGAAGAUGAAAAAUUUGGAGCUGACAGGCAGGAAGUCCUAGCGUGCCAGUGCUUGUUGACGUGGCCAGCGAUACCGCUGCUUUUCUGA